AUGUCUUCCAAACCAGCCUUCUCAACCGACUCCACCACCACCACCACCGCUCCAACCAGCAUCAACGCCAAUGUAACCGACAAGGCCAACGCAGCCAUAUCGUACGCCCAACGCUCCUUUGACAGGGUCGUCCCCCCUCCCUCUCGUGAGAGGGCAUACUCUACCGCAUCGACGUAUGCAUCCGAACGACCAAUCUUUUUCACCCUCAUCGUCACUCUACUGGUAGUCUCGUCAUUCUUCACCAUCGCCUUUGCCGUCUUCGCCUUGUCAAUCUUGUCCCUCGCCCUGGGCGCUGCCUUGCUCUUCUCCCUCUUCUGGAUGGGCGUGGCCCUGGCCUUCAUAGUCCCCGUCCUGCUGGCCGCGCUGCUCGCCUCCGUCAUUGUCUGGGCCUGGCUUGUCGGCGGCUUCCUCGUCGCCAGGUGGCUGUAUAUUCGUGUGCCGCUUGUCGCUGGUGCCGCCACCGGUCGCAUCAGCGGCAACUCUGGCACGACCGAUGGUCAGCCUGCUCCCAAGUUCACCGGGGGCUCAUUCUAA
This is a messenger RNA of Geosmithia morbida, 534 nucleotides long. RefSeq lists its product as uncharacterized. The coding region runs from base 1 to 534 and encodes 177 amino acids. The record is from RefSeq and is a predicted model, not a curated record. The transcript is spliced from 2 exons. NCBI's taxonomy places the organism in Eukaryota, Fungi, Ascomycota, Sordariomycetes, Hypocreales, Bionectriaceae.